AUGAAGACAAAACCAGAAGAAAUGGCAAAGGGGAAUCAUACUACAGUCACCGAGUUCAUUCUCUUCGGCUUCACGGAUCGUCAAGACAUUAAGCUUGCACUCUUCAUGAUCUUCCUAGCCAUCUAUGUGGCCACUCUGGUGGGCAACAUUGGCAUCAUGGCUCUAAUCUGGAUCAGCCCCUGUCUUCACACUCCAAUGUACUUUUUCCUUAAUAACCUUGCCUUCCUUGACCUCAGUUAUUCCUCUGCCAUUACUCCUAAGAUGCUGACCAAUUUCUUAGCAGAGAGAAAGACUAUUUCGUUUGCAGGCUGCAUUGCACAAAUGUAUUUGUUUGCUUCCUUGGCAGAUGCAGAGUGUCUCCUGCUGGCUGCUAUGGCAUAUGAUCGCUAUAUAGCCAUUUGUAACCCACUGCUCUAUCCUGUUCUCAUGUCUCGUAAGGUGUGCAUCUGGCUGGUCACAGGGUCCUAUCUCACAGGCAGCAUGAGCUCCUUGGUUCACACUUGUUUUACAUUCCAUCUUUCUUUUUGCGAUUCCCGUGUCAUCAAUCAUUUCUUCUGUGACAUUCCUCCAUUGUUAGCCCUCUCCUGCUCUAGCACCCACAUCAGUGAGAUCCUCCUCUUUGCCCUGUGUGGCUUUAUCCAAACAAGCACCUUCGUCGUCGUCUUUUUCUCUUAUGCCUUUAUCCUUUGCACCAUCCUGAAGAUCCCCUCUGCCAAAAGCCGCCACAAAGCUUUUUCGACUUGUACCUCCCACCUGACAGCUGUAGCCCUUUUCUAUGGCACCCUCAUCUUCAUGUAUCUACGACCGAGUUCAAGUUAUGCUCUAAACACGGACAAAAUCAUCUCUGUGUUUUAUACAGUGGUGUUCCCUAUGCUGUACCCCUUGAUCUACAGCCUGAGGAACAAAGAGGUGAAGGAGGCUUUGAAGAGAACAUUGGAAAGAAACGUGCAUUGCUGUAAGUGGUGA
Hemicordylus capensis (graceful crag lizard) is the source of this 966-nucleotide messenger RNA. Its product is annotated as olfactory receptor 5AS1-like. The record is from RefSeq and is a predicted model, not a curated record. Gene Ontology annotation, molecular function: odorant binding; olfactory receptor activity; G protein-coupled receptor activity. Bases 1 to 966 code for a protein of 321 amino acids. Lineage: Eukaryota; Metazoa; Chordata; Lepidosauria; Squamata; Cordylidae. Gene Ontology annotation, biological process: sensory perception of smell; G protein-coupled receptor signaling pathway. Gene Ontology annotation, cellular component: membrane. The transcript has a single exon.